GCGCCGCGCAGGCGCACUUCUGCCUUCUUUCUGCCGGCGAGGCGCGGGCCGCAGCCAUGGGCCGCCGACCCGCCCGCUGUUACCGAUACUGCAAGAACAAGCCCUACCCAAAGUCCCGUUUCUGCAGAGGUGUUCCCGAUGCUAAGAUCAGAAUCUUUGAUCUUGGUCGGAAAAAAGCCAAAGUUGACGAGUUCCCACUUUGCGGGCACAUGGUGUCAGACGAAUAUGAGCAGUUGUCGUCUGAAGCUCUUGAGGCUGCCCGUAUCUGUGCCAACAAGUACAUGGUGAAGAGCUGUGGCAAGGACGGCUUCCACAUACGUGUGCGCCUCCACCCCUUCCACGUCAUCCGUAUCAAUAAGAUGUUGUCAUGUGCUGGAGCUGAUAGGCUCCAGACGGGAAUGCGUGGCGCCUUUGGCAAGCCUCAGGGCACUGUGGCUCGUGUACACAUCGGCCAGGUCAUCAUGUCUAUUCGCACCAAAGUGCAGAACAAGGAGCACGUCGUUGAGGCGCUGCGCAGGGCCAAGUUCAAGUUCCCUGGCCGUCAAAAGAUCCACAUCUCCAAGAAAUGGGGCUUCACCAAAUUCAAUGCUGACGAGUUUGAGGAAAUGGUAGCUGAGAAGCGCCUCAUCCCAGAUGGAUGUGGAGUAAAAUACAUCCCCAACAAAGGCCCCUUGGACAAGUGGCGUGUGCUGCAUGCAGCGUGAGCAGCUCAGGCACUCUUGGCUCCCCCUGCCCAGCUGUCGCCUUCAAGGAUGUUUAAUUAAAAAAUAUAUUGUUGGUA
Eublepharis macularius is the source of this 781-nucleotide messenger RNA. RefSeq names its product 60S ribosomal protein L10. Gene Ontology annotation, molecular function: structural constituent of ribosome. Gene Ontology annotation, biological process: ribosomal large subunit assembly; translation. The coding region runs from base 57 to 704 and encodes 215 amino acids. The record is from RefSeq and is a predicted model, not a curated record. The transcript has 7 exons. NCBI's taxonomy places the organism in Eukaryota, Metazoa, Chordata, Lepidosauria, Squamata, Eublepharidae. Gene Ontology annotation, cellular component: ribosome; cytosolic large ribosomal subunit.